Eucalyptus grandis is the source of this 2519-nucleotide messenger RNA. Its product is annotated as protein NTM1-like 9. The record is from RefSeq and is a predicted model, not a curated record. Gene Ontology annotation, molecular function: DNA binding. Gene Ontology annotation, biological process: regulation of DNA-templated transcription. Lineage: Eukaryota; Viridiplantae; Streptophyta; Magnoliopsida; Myrtales; Myrtaceae. The coding region runs from base 311 to 2281 and encodes 656 amino acids. The transcript has 6 exons.
AGAGGAAGAAGAAGAAUCCCCGUCAGUUUUGCGCGAGCGAAGAAGACGCUCCGGAAUCCAGUCAGUCAGCCGGCCAGUCAAUUCGCCGCCGCCGCCGUCGUCGUCGUCGCCGAUUCGGCGGCGAUCUUCGAGAUCGAGUCGAAUUCUGCUGAUUCUCUACCGCGAAGAUCCCAGGGUGGGGGGGAUUUCGCUUCUGCUUUGCUGCUGCCUAAGCCUUUCUGUCUUUCUUUCCUUCUUUCUUUCUUUCUUUCUUUCGUUCCGAUCGCGAGUGUCUUCGGUCGGUGCCGUGCUGUGUCGGUGUCGUCUGGAAAUGGGGGUGCUGGAGAUGGAGGCGCUGCCGCUGGGGUUCAGGUUCAGGCCGACGGACGAGGAGCUGAUCAACCACUACCUGCGGCUGAAGAUCAACGGCCGCCACUCGGAGGUCAAGGUCAUCCUCGAGAUCGACGUCUGCAAGUGGGAGCCCUGGGAUUUGCCAGACUUAUCGGUGAUAAAAACGGAUGAUCCGGAGUGGUUCUUCUUUUGCCCCCGGGACCGGAAGUACCCGAAUGGGCAUCGGUCGAAUCGGGCCACGGAUGCUGGGUACUGGAAAGCCACGGGCAAGGACCGGACCAUCAAGUCUCGCAAGUCAGGGGGUGCUACUGCCAGCUUGAUCGGGAUGAAGAAGACCCUGGUCUUCUACAGGGGUCGUGCGCCCAAGGGUGAGAGAACUCACUGGAUUAUGCACGAGUAUCGUGCUACCGAGCAGGAUCUUGAUGGGACUGGACCCGGCCAGGCUGCUUAUGUCCUCUGUCGUUUGUUCCGGAAGGCGGAGGAGAAGCCUGAAGUUGUGAAGUACGAUGAAGUUGAACAAACUGGCUUAUCUCCGACAGCCAAGUCCUCUCCUGAUGAGGCAUUAUCGGAUGUAGUUCCAGAAACUCCUGUUUCCAAUGUCCAAGUAAAAUCACAAUCAGACGGAAUCAAGCGGUGGUUGACUGAUGAGUCGGACAAAAUGACUCCUAGUACUCAGAUGCCUGUUGAGAGCUGCUCCAAUAGUUACAUUGCCUCUGAUGUGGAAGAUGGUAACACUGAUGGAACACCAUUGGAGGUAAAUCCAUUGCUCGAAAGUGGCCCCAAAUUCUAUGAUCUGCCUUGUGAUCCAACUGAUCACAAAGGUUUAUUCCCUGAGCAGACACAGCUAAAAACAGGGCAAGCUCCUUACAUGGAUUCUCCUUUUGCCUGUGAUUUUGGCAAUGAUCUUGAGGGACUACUAUUCCACGAUGCUGGUGAGCACGAGAUCACACUCUCGGAUUUGUUGGAUGAGGUCUUCAAUAAUCAAGAUGACUCCUGUGAAGAGUCCACCAGUCAGAAGAAUUCAGUUGGAAGUGAGAUUCCAUUUGAUCCUCCGUUCAACUUAUCCCAGCCGGUCCUAGGGGUCAAAGAUAAUGUAUGGUAUGAUGAUCUUGUUGACAAUAAUAAUUGGAUGGAUGCGUUACCUUUGUGGGGACCAUCUGGAGCUGUUGCUUCAAAUAAUAUGGCAGAAUCAACUGGUGAAUCUUUCAAUAGCAAUGGUGGAACUCCGAUCAAGAUCAGGACACGUGACUCUCAAGUCCUACCACAUUCAAGUGAUUAUGGAGCGCAGGGUACUGCUCCUAGAAGGUUGCGUCUGGCGGUGGAUCGAGCCAAUCAACUACCAAGAAGCGUAAAGCUAGAAGGAGCUGAUGAGGGAAUGAGAGGUACUGGCUCUAAUGCAGAAGAAGAAGUUCAGUCAACUGCUGAGGAGAGUUCUGUUAACCACAAUGACAACACGAUUGUCGGAACCAAUAUCAAGAUAAGGACCCGUCAACCUCGACAUCAACCAGGCUCAGAGAAUUCAAUAGUUCAAGGUAUUGCUCCCAGAAGAAUCCGGCUGCAGAUGAACAGUCAAUCUGGGUCAACUAGGGAUGAUGAAGUUAAAACUUCAAGCUUCGAUGAAGAAGUACAGUCUGCUCCUACCAAGGUCAAAGAAGAAAUGGACAAUAUUUCUGAUCACAACGAACCAGAGAGAGACGGUCAGCUUCCUGCUCAUGAUAAGAUGACAGAAAUUGUCGAAGAGCCGUGUACAAACUUAACGUUGGGGUCAAAACCAGGUGGGGAAUCACGUAGUCAUGCGAUGGCUCCAGCAUCUUUGGGAAUACCUUCAGUACGCCCUGCUUCUCGUUCCCGCUUAUCUUUACUUUUCGCAGUCGGCAUGUCUCUUGUCAUAGUCCUGGCCGUAGUUUUCUCUGGUGGGGUACAGAGAUACAUCAAACUGGACAUUGCGUAGAGAAAGAGCCGUUUUCCAUCCCAUCUUUACAUAUGGCAUAGGGUACGCGUGGAGACGUCUAAUAGAGGAUGAUGCAGAUAUUUUAUGUAUUGCAUCUUUUGCUGUAAAAUAUAUUUCCCUGUAUCUAGCAGAGGAGCCUGCUCUGUUGUGGGCUUCUGGAUUCAGUGAGACAGCAGAUUUCUGUAUCGUUAGUGAGUAAGAGCUUUAUAUGGAUCAAUUCCUACUCUUUUUUUCCUUA